ACCAUUCCUGCCUCUUCAGGUGUUUGGUAACCAUGACAACCACCUGUCUGGGCUUAACCUGUGGGAUGUGAGGUGCAGAGGAACUUCCUGUGUGCCACACCAUGCCCCCCCUCCUCCUGCUGCUGCUACCGGCGCUGGCCCGCUGUCAGAGCGCCGGCCCGUUCGACGAGUGUCGCUCUCUGCGCGGCUCGGAGGCGGGGCCGGGCUGGGAGUUCUUCCCCUGCCAGCCCCCCUCCGCGAACAUGAAGGAAGUCAUGCAGAUCAGAGUCGACCCCCCAGGAAUCACCUGCGGAAACCCACCGGAGAGGUUCUGCACACUGGACAACCCGUACCUGUGCAGCGAUGAGUGUGACGCGUCCAGCCCUGACCUGUCUCACCCUCCUCAGCUGAUGGGAGAUAGGGAGAGGGGGGGGCUCAUCACCUACUGGCAGACGGUCACUUGGUCCAGGUAUCCUGAGCCGCUAUUGGCCAACAUCACGCUGUCCUGGAACAAGAGUCUGGAGGUGGUCGAUGACAUCGUCGUCACCUUCGAGUACGGCCGGCCAACCAGCAUGGUGCUGGAGAAAUCUAUGGACAAAGGUGGAACAUGGCAGCCAUAUCAGUACUACGCUGAUGACUGUCUGGAGGCGUUCGGUAUGUCUCCCAAACGGGUCUCUGAUCUAGCACCGAGCAACUUAACCCGGGUCAUCUGCACCGAGCAGUACUCGCGCUGGGUUGGCGCCAAGGAGGAGAAGCUGGUGGUGUUCGAGGUGCGCGCUCGGUUUGGGGUAUUUGCAGGUCCGAAGCUGAUCAACAUGCACGCCCUGUACACCCGAAUGGAGACCAUGAAGGGUCUGAGAGACUUCUUUACCUUCACCAACCUCCGCCUGAGACUCCUCCGCCCAGCACUGGGAGGGACAUACGUCCAGAGAGACAACCUGCUGAAGUACUUCUACGCUGUUUCAAACAUUGAUGUUCCAGCCAGAUGUAAGUGUAACCAGCAUGCGUCUCAGUGUGUGUUACGGGAUGUGACGCUGCAGUGUGAAUGCGACCACAACACAAGUGGACAGGACUGUCAGCGCUGCAGACAAGGGUUCAAAUCCCGCAGCUGGAGACCGGGGUCAUACCUGCCGCUGCCCAGAGGCUCCGCCAACACCUGUGAGGCAGCAGAAACAGCAGACACGGCUGGUGACUCUGACUCAGCAACAUCUGAUAGACCCCCUGCCUCAUCAACUCAAACUACCACUACUACUACUGAAAGUACUACUACUGCUCCCAUACCUGAAUAUACCACCGCUACUGACACUAUUACGACUUCUGAUGCUCCUAUACCUGAAUAUACCACAGCUACUGACACUAUUACAACUUCUGAUGCUCCUAUACCUGAAUAUACCACAGCUACUGACACUAUUACGACUUCUGAUGCUCCUAUACCUGAAUAUACCACAGCUACUGACAUUAUUACGACUUCUGAUGCUCCUUUAACUGAAUAUACCACCCCUACUGACACUUUAGACACUUCCACUACCGACGUUACUAUGACUACAGACAGUUUUACAACUACUUUCACGUACAUGUUGACUUCUGAAUCAGCUUUUACAAGCACAGCGAGUUUAUCUGCUGUCACAAAUACAGCCAGUACUUCUUCUACUACUGACACAUUGAGUAUUACUUCUGCUGAAACAAGUGAAACUAGCACUGUGUUCGAUGAAGACAGUGUUCUUACUUUUAGCACCAUGACAGAAACUAGGUCUACAACUUACUUUGUUGGUACAGACGAUGCUGAGGACUCUCUCAAAGCUGGUGUAGAGUCUACGACUACAAACAUGGACACAGUUUUUAGUACUUCGGACUCUAAUCUGUUUCUAGACUUUAGCAGUUCAGCAGACCUAUUUCCAUCCAGAAGUCCAACUCCAGGGAACGGAGACACUCUGUGCAAACCAGUUCCCCCAAUACCAGACACCACCCCUCCCAGUACCACUGUUAGCACCUCCAGCUACACCGCUGUCCCAGACCGCAGCACUGACUAUGGGGUGUCUGUUUCUGACUCCACCACCUCACCAGACAACACAGACUCCACCCUCUCAUGGACUGGUCUCAUCUUACCUUCUGAUGGGCCGACAACAUCAACCAGGGCUCCAACAACAACAACCCCCCCAGAAAUACCCCUGACCAGCGACAGGGCGAUAUCUGGAAAUACCGACCCAACCAACCAGGCUGGAGAUGCUCUACCCACAGCAGGAGCUGACACAACUUCUCCUGAUGUUCUUCCAGAGCCUCCGAUCAGUGCUCCACUUCCUGAUCUACCUGCUCCAGAUGAAGCCAUUCCAGAUAUUCCUCCUCUGGAUGAACCUCCACCAGAUGAAGGUGUUCCUCCAGAAGCGCCUUCCUCAAGGAUGCCAGAUACCUUGAUAGAUGUCCCUCCUCCAGAUCUACUUCCCUCUGAUAUAUCUCUGGAAGUACCUCUCCCUGAUCUACCGUCUCCUAAUGUUCCUCCCUCUGAUGUAACACGUCCAGAUGUUCCUCUCCCUGAUAUAUCUCUUCUUGAAGUACCUUUCCUUGAUAUUUCAUCUCCAGAUGUUCCUCUGCCUGAUAUUUAUCUUCCAGAUGUUCCGCUCCCUAAUAUAUCUCCUACAGUUGUUCCUCCCUCUGAUAUAUCUCUUCUGGAAGUACCUCUCCCUGAUCUACCAUCUCCUAAUGUUCCGUUCUCUGAUAUAUCUCCUCCAGAAGUUCCUCCCUCUGAUAUAUCUCUUCUAGAUGUUCCUCUCCCUGAUAUAUCUCUUCCAGAUGUUCCACUCCCGGAUAUAUCUCCUCCAGAAGUUCCUCCCUCUGAUAUAUCUCUUCUAGAUGUUCCUCUCCCUGAUAUAUCUCGUCCAGAUGUUCCUCCCUCUGAUAUAUCUCUUUUGGAAGUACCUCUCCCUGAUCUACCCUCUCCUGAUGUUCCUCCUUCAGACGUUCCUUCAGAAGCGCCCUCCUCUAGGACUCCAGAUAUCAUGAUAGAUGUCCCUCUUGUCGAGAAACCGCCUACAGAUAUUCCUUCCCCUGACGUACCUCCUCCUGAUGCUCCUGUAGAGAUCUUGUUGCCUCUUUCUGAAGGACUAGACCCACGCUCCGACAACUCAGAUCCGUCUUACCCUGCUGAGGAUUUGGCCCCAGUGGACUUUAGCUUCCCGUCUCCGGGUGAUCCAUAUUCAGCUGAUCGUGUACCAGAUUCUGGACCAGAUUAUAGACAGGUGCCUGUUGGUGAUCCUGGGAACCUUCCAAAUAAUUCCCGUGGAUCUGUGGAUAUUCCUGGAUCCAAUUCAGAGGACUCUGGACUGGAUUCUGUGUCAGCCGAGCUAGAUGCAGAGGAAGCAGUAAGAGGUGGAAUGGAAUCAGUAAAUGAUCCAGGAAUCGUUCUUCUGCAGCUCCGAUGGAAGCAA
Etheostoma spectabile (orangethroat darter) is the source of this 3401-nucleotide messenger RNA. Its product is annotated as netrin-G2. The record is from RefSeq and is a predicted model, not a curated record. NCBI's taxonomy places the organism in Eukaryota, Metazoa, Chordata, Actinopteri, Perciformes, Percidae. Gene Ontology annotation, biological process: animal organ morphogenesis; tissue development; axonogenesis.